AUGGAGGCUUCCAGUCUCACCAACAGAAGCAAGGCCCUCUCGUUUCUCUUUAGAAAGCCAAGCGGUACCAUGGACCUCAGUCGAUAUCACAACUGGGUCAUCAGUAGCCUGCCGCAGCUGUGGAAGCGAGAUCCUGAGUCUCUGGCUACCAAAGGCUACGGUGCCAAUCAUGCUAUAUCCGCCCAACAGGGAGUUGGCUUUGUCGACUUGACAUCGUUCCUGUUCUCGGAGUCCGACUGCCGAGGCCUGCAAUAUUCUUCCUCAACACCGGAUGCUGGGUUCGAUCUAUCUUCGCUGGCCCUUAAUGACGAAGAGAGCAAGAAGUUUUUACACAUAUUUUGCAGGGAAUGUACGACAGAAGUAGGCUUGUACAAUGUUGCGGCAUUGUCUGUCACAUUGUUCAAAUGGAAAAUUACUUGCCAAACCAAGACCGCAGACCCUAGCCCAAGCAGUUCCGAGUGUCUUGCAGCAACUCUGCUGGCUACGAUUUCGAGGUCGGGGUCAUCCAAGUCUAUUAUCACGCCGCAUACUUCUGGGAUUGCAAACCCCGAAGCAGUUUCUCAUAAGAACCUUCAUCUCUGGGUAUUGAACCCCAAUGUCGUAUAUACAGCGUCCUCUACCGCUGAUCGCAAGACGGCGAUGAAGAUACUCUACAAGCAUAUCGAUCUAUUAGAGGCUGAGAAGCUUCUCACGUCCAUGACCUCAGAUGUUCAGGAGAUAAGUUUGCCCGAGGAAGCUAUCAAAGCAGCAGAUAAUCGCUUGUUAUGGAGCAGUGAAUUACUACCCGUUCAAGAAAGGACUUUCAAGGAGUGGCAAGUGGGACUGCUUCAGAGAUGGGAACCUGCGUCUUGA
Molecule: messenger RNA, 852 nt
Organism: Fusarium subglutinans
Lineage: Eukaryota; Fungi; Ascomycota; Sordariomycetes; Hypocreales; Nectriaceae
Exons: 3
Coding region: 1-852 (283 amino acids)
Biological process (GO): protein autoubiquitination; protein polyubiquitination; protein monoubiquitination
Cellular component (GO): nucleus; ubiquitin ligase complex; cytosol
Molecular function (GO): ubiquitin conjugating enzyme binding; cyclin binding; ubiquitin protein ligase activity
Source: RefSeq, a predicted model, not a curated record